Messenger RNA from Exophiala spinifera, 183 nucleotides. RefSeq lists its product as uncharacterized. The record is from RefSeq and is a predicted model, not a curated record. NCBI's taxonomy places the organism in Eukaryota, Fungi, Ascomycota, Eurotiomycetes, Chaetothyriales, Herpotrichiellaceae. Bases 1 to 183 code for a protein of 60 amino acids. The transcript has a single exon.
AUGAACUAUCGCCUGGGCUUCUUUGGCUUUCUGACUUCGAAAGAGCUAAGAGCUGAAGUUGACGUGGAUGGUGAAACCCCUUUCGCAAGCCUUGCCAUGCACGACCAAAGAGUAGCACUACUCUGGGUACAGCAGCAUAUCCAGGGUGUUGGUGGUGGCCCAGCGAAUGUUAUGAUAGCUUGA